This is a messenger RNA of Nylanderia fulva, 3253 nucleotides long. RefSeq lists its product as uncharacterized. Lineage: Eukaryota; Metazoa; Arthropoda; Insecta; Hymenoptera; Formicidae. The record is from RefSeq and is a predicted model, not a curated record.
UCAGCGCUCCGUCACUCAUUUGCUCUCACCAUGUGGCUGCUUAUUUUUAUAGGUCUCUUGACAGUCUCCGUUGGAGAAGAAACCAUUGCCAAUAUCGCGAAGAAAACGUCAUCGGACAAUGUCGAUGAUAUUGUCCUGCUGGAGAUCGAUAUCAAAGAUCCUGUUAAAAGGUCACCAGUUUCCGGUAGCACCAUUUACGAACCUCCAGUCAGCCAAUUUGUUGUUCGCCACGGUGAUGAAAGCAGAGAGCUGUCGCCCGAAUAUUUAGCUGUUUUGCAACAAUUUACCGGAAGUGAACCGCAGCCGUACACAAGCUCGAGUAAUGUGGCUCAACGCAGACCGCUUCCACCUUAUGCCAAACAGCAGCAGGCGUUACAACAAGCAUAUUACAAUUACCGCAAACCUGCCGUAGUUCCUCCCAGACCGAGAGCUCAGUUGCAUCCACAAGCAUUAGCUCAGGUCGAAGCUGUAGCGCAAGUUCAAGCAGAUGUCGAGGCACAGCAUCGUGCUGCGGCAUUGCAGCAGGCUCGCGGCCCGUCCGGAGCAUCCACGUACCAAGUAGAGUCUUACACCUCACCGAAAUUAGGCACUUUUGAGCAAGAAUUACUACAAUUAGUAUCCGCCAAUCAGGCUCAAGAGUUUAAUCUAAUUCCGGCACAGUCUAAAGGAGAUUAUUCACAACAAGGAUAUAUAAAAUCGACAGUAGCACCGGCGUCUCCGCAAUUACCCGAGCAAUAUCAUAUUGAGACUAGUCCUCCCCCUCGUUAUCCACCGCAGCAACAUAGAGUUGCAGCGACAUACCAGUCGAUUGAACAACCAGUUCAGCUUCAAUAUCAAACAGCGCAAGCAGCAGAUUACGCGACAAAGAAUGUUCAACCUUUUAGACCGUCCCCGCAAUAUGAUUAUGUAGAUGACGGUGCACAGCUAAAAACCCAUCAAGCGCAAGUUCAGGCUAAUACUGAGGAGAAUGCCAGGGCUCAGGCCCAUGCUGAAGCGCAAGCCUUAGCUUUCCAAAAGAUCGCCCAGGCAUCGUAUCAGAAACAUCACGAGGCUGCUCUGGAACAAAUCAGAAUUGAUCACGAGAGAUAUAGACAGCAGCAAACCGCUUUAGAACAAAUUCAACAAGGAGAUCACGUCAGCGAAGCCGGACGAGCUCAUAUCGAGGGUCGACUGGAACCAAAAGAUCCAGAGGCUGCUUAUAGAGCCAAGUUAAAGGCACAGGCAGCUGCUGAAGCCGCUGAGGCCAGAAGACUUCAAACAGAUGCUGAAUAUAAGGCUCAUGCCGAAGCUAUACGCCAAGUCGAAGCUCAGCAACAUGCUCAUGUAAAAGCCCAGGAAAAGGCUCAUCACGAUGCUUUAAAUUUUGAGAGAAAUCAAUUACGUGCCCAAGCCCAAGCACAGGCGCUGGCACAGGCUCAGGCCGAAGCUUUGUAUAAAGUAUAUCAACAGUCACGCGCCAAAGCUAACAGCGAGAUUCUGGCAGCCGCCCGAGCCCAGGCUGAGGCUAAGAAAGUAGAUCCCGACGGCACACCAGUCAUUCAGUACCUUCUACCUAAUACUCCCAAACUUCCGUCUCCCAAUAAUUAUUUUACCAAUGACGACGUAAACAAGUAUCAGGUUUCCGGCUCCACCUAUGCUCCUAGAUCAGUAACUAAGCCAGAGUCUACUACUACAUCUACCAACCGUGAUUCCAGGGUUGAAGAACAAAUUUAUAUUCAACCUGUUAUCAAUCAACCUCGACAAGUGCACAAACUGAAGGUUACACCGACUCAAUCCUCCGUCUACAUUUCUCAGUCUGGUCUCUUGAAAAAGUCACCCAUCAAGUCUCUCACUAUCGAGGAAAUUAUCGAUCAAGAUCAAGCAAACAAUCCUCAAGUUGUACGUAUACCCUCGUCUAAAAAUCAACAACCUUUGAAUCAAGAAGAAUUGUCUGCCCUGAUUAAUGCCGGUUAUAGCGUUACUCCGAUACCUCAAACAGUUAAAUCAACACAGCAAAGCUACAUGCCGGAAAAUACCUCCGCCGUUUAUUACUUGAAGAAACAACGGCCAGUAGCUAGGCCUGAAUAUGUCGCGUAUGAGGAGGUCAUACAGCGAUCGCGAAGACCCACUAGAAAGAAUACAUCUGAUCUCAAAGAGGACAAUAUCAAUACUAAUGAAAAGAUUACUUAUUUAGUUCCCUUGGAGCCCAGUUUUGGUACAAGACAACCGUCAUUUAAAAAUAACGAAUAAUAGUCGCGUAGACUUUCUUGUCGUCAAAAAAUGAUAGCAAAAUAUUAGAAACUUUCCGAAAAUGUUAUUUUUCUUCUAAAUUUGUUUGUUUUGUAUCAUGUAUAAUACUAUACCCGAUUUUUUAUCCAAUCUCAUAAAUAGUAAGUAUAUACAUGAAAUCGCUCAAGAAAAUAUUCCUUAUGAGAGAAUUAUUUAAAUUUCCUUGCUUUUUCUUUUUAAUUUUUAUGAUUUGUGAAUUUUUAGGCGGUUGCACGAACAAAUUUUCAUAUCAAUUUGUUAAUUUUCUUCACUAUUUUGCGACUAAUAACUUUUUUAAACCUAUUUUCAAUGUUUUCUUAUUUAGUCUAUAAACUUAUUGUCAGUAAAGAAAAAAAGAAAAUGUUCCGUUUGUGUACACAAUUUAUGCAUAAACAUUUUGUACACAAUUUUGAUCCUGAACAUUAAUAAUAUUUCCUUGAUAAUAGAUUUUAUCAAUUAUAUUAUGGAUAAAUUAUAUUAAAUUAACUAUAUUUGCAUCUGUUAAAGAGUUGAAGAAUGGAAAGCAGAUUUAUGCUGAUUUUAUAAAAUAAAAUAAAUUAUAAAAUUACAUCGAAUAUUUUACAGUAGAUUAAAAAAUCAAAGUAGCACUCAUGUAUAAGAGAAAAUGCAGAUAAGUUUAUUUUAUUGUACAUUAUUAUAUAAUAAUUGGCAUAUAAUCGGAAGUAUUUUGUAAUUUAAUGUUACGCAAGAUUGUUAGAAAUUUAUUCGUGUGACGGUAUUGAGUCGAAUAAUUUUAUUAAUUUAUAUACUUUUUGUAAAUAUGUAGUAGAAUUUUAGCUAAUAAAAUUUUUUUUAAAUUUUGCUUUAUAGUACACAUGAUGUCUUCCAUUUUCAAAUAUUUAUCAAUACGAAAGAAAACGAAGUACUGCUUGCUAUGAAAUCUUAUCUUUUUAUUCAAAUUACUUACAUUGCCUAAAUACACAAUAGGAGAAAGGUUAAUUUAAUAAAUUAAUUUUAUCGUGUAGUAUUUAGUAAAUUAAUUAUU